UCAUUCUUCGUCCAACCAUCUGUUACAAGGGAAACUGCGCCAACGUCAACAAAAACACCGGAUAAGGUUUCAGUAGUCGGAACUUAGAAGUUCAACCACGAUCUUUAUUUGUUUGCAGAAUGACUAAAAUAGUUUUAGUUACUGGUGGAACUGGACUAGUUGGAAGGGCCAUCGAAGCUGUAAUCGACGAAGAGAAGCCAACAAACGAACGAUGGAUCUUUGUCGGAUCCAAGGAUGCGGAUCUAACAGAUCUCCAAUCGACGCGUUCCAUGUUCGACAAAUACAAACCAACCCACGUGAUACAUUUGGCUGCGAUGGUUGGUGGAUUGUUCCAUAAUAUGAACAAUAAUUUGGACUUUCUGCGAAAAAAUAUGCAAAUUAAUGACAAUGUUCUGUUGUUAAGUCACGAGUUUAAUGUACAGAAAGUUGUCUCCUGUUUAUCAACCUGCAUCUUUCCGGACAAAACCAGUUACCCAAUCGAUGAAACAAUGAUUCAUAAUGGACCGCCCCAUGAAUCGAACUUUGGUUACAGUUACGCUAAACGCAUGAUUGAUAUCACUAACCGUGCCUACAAUGAACAGUAUGGUAGCAUGUUUACUUCCGUUGUUCCUUGUAACGUCUUUGGGCCCUUCGAUAAUUUCACUCCUGGUGUGAGUCAUGUAAUUCCCGGAAUGAUCCACCGGCUGCACGAAACAAUGUAUUCGAAAGAACCAGAGAAAGCGCAGGAAGAGAAAACCUUCGCAGUUUAUGGUACGGGUAAGCCUCUGCGGCAGUUCAUAUACUCCAAAGAUCUAGCGAAGUUAUUUAUUUGGGUGCUGCGGAGCUAUCAAAGUGUCGAACCUAUCAUUCUCUCGGUGGACGAAACGGCGGAAGUGACGAUAGCACAUUUGGCGGAAUCCUUAGUGCGGGCGUUUGAAUUUAGAGGAAAGCUAGAGUUUGAUACCAGCAAGGCAGACGGACAGUAUAAGAAGACGGCUUCCAAUGCAAAACUAAGGAAACUGUUGCCGGAUUUUCAAUUCAUCGAUUUUGAUUCGGCUAUAAGAGAAACCGUACAGUGGUACAUCGAAAACUACGACAAGGCGCGAAAAUAAAUAUAUACUGCGAUUAUUCUAAAAAAUUACGUAAGCCAGGUCUGGAUGGGUUGUGGCUAGUUUACACGAUUAUAGAUCCGUAUCAGUUUGAGCGAAACAAACGAUUUGACGUCUAAUUUGGACUUGACCAAAUAUAUGAAAAAAACAUAUCAUUUUUGGCUCUAGAUAAUCGAUAAAUUUUCUUCGUGCUGAAUAUAAAGUUUUUUGUGACAAAGAAGCUAUUUGGUAAGAUCAGAAGUCAGUCAGCUAAGAAAAGGUAUUCAUUCUACGUGCUUAAAGUAUUAAGUAUAAUAGUGGAUGUCCUUUAUGGAAUUGUCCAGUGAGAAGCAUACCUUCUAAAAAAUGGGACAAAAUCGUUCAAUAUAAGUCCCAUGUCAAACGUGAAUCGUUGAGCAUUGGACGUAACGUCUAACGAAUGACGUUCGUUGAAUGAUUUUUUCUUAAAGGGUGGAGUAAAUAACGAAGGCGAUGCAGGCGUAAACGACAACGUGAUACUGACGAUAACGCCUACAUCGCCCGUGAUGAUAUACGCAUUUCCGCAAUGCAGCCAGCUACAAUACAGGGUGAGGAAAAAUUUAUGAUUAUGUUAUAAAGGUAAUAAUUGAUUGUGCAUGAAAUGACAUAUAUAUGAGAAAUGCAGGUGU
Topomyia yanbarensis is the source of this 1735-nucleotide messenger RNA. RefSeq names its product probable GDP-L-fucose synthase (gene Gmer). The transcript has 5 exons. Gene Ontology annotation, biological process: nucleotide-sugar biosynthetic process. Lineage: Eukaryota; Metazoa; Arthropoda; Insecta; Diptera; Culicidae. Gene Ontology annotation, molecular function: GDP-L-fucose synthase activity. The coding region runs from base 120 to 1091 and encodes 323 amino acids. The record is from RefSeq and is a predicted model, not a curated record.